Colletotrichum karsti is the source of this 1086-nucleotide messenger RNA. RefSeq lists its product as uncharacterized. The transcript has a single exon. Lineage: Eukaryota; Fungi; Ascomycota; Sordariomycetes; Glomerellales; Glomerellaceae. Bases 1 to 1086 code for a protein of 361 amino acids. The record is from RefSeq and is a predicted model, not a curated record. Gene Ontology annotation, molecular function: oxidoreductase activity, acting on NAD(P)H.
AUGAAGGCCCUUGUAACGAACCGGACCAUCGCAACUCGCGUGUUCAACCUUAGCACCGGGAAGUCAGUUUUCAAGGGCGCCCACGUCACUGAAACGCCAAAACCCACUAUCAAAGAUCACGAGAUCUUGGUAAAGGUGCACACUGUGGCCCUAAACCCUAGCGACUUCAAGCACAUCGAUGUCAUCUCCCCCAAAGGCUGCAUAGUCGGGUGUGACUAUGCCGGAGAGGUCGUCGAGGUUGGACAGGCCGCCUCCAGUUCCUGGAGCGUGGGAGAUCGUGUCGCCGGUGUUGUUCAUGGCGGGUUGCACCGAGACCGCGGCGCCUUCGCAGAAUACCUCAAGACGGACAGUGACCUGGCGUGGAGGAUUCCGCAGAGCGUCAGCAACGAAGAGGCAGCUACUUACGGCGUGUCGGCCGUGACUGCUCUCUUGGCGAUCAACGUUCAUUUGGGCCUCCCAUGGCCGGAUAAGCCUGGAACUGGUCUGCAACCGUCCGAACCAGCCAACAAAACAGUUUUCAUUUACGCCGGCUCCACGAGUGUCGGCCUUUUCGCCAUCCAGCUUUCCAAGCUUGCAGGAUACACCGUCGUUACUACAGCGUCGCCUCACUCCUACGAGCUCGUCAAGCGUUACGGCGCAGACCAUGUCUUCAACUACAGGUCAGAUGCCUGGGUGCAAGAGGUUACCUCCGCCUUUCCGGAUAUUUCCAUCGCCUUUGAUUGCUUUUCGGAAGGAGGGUCCGGACACGCCACGGCCAAUGUGAUCAAAUCUCAGGGCGGAAAGGUUGUCACCUUGCUUGAUCAAGGCGAGUGCAAGGUUCCUGGUGUCAAGUACGACAUGAUCAUGCUUUAUACCGUGUUUGGUCGCGAGUUCGCUUGGCUGCCACCGAUCGGUCCCAAGUUUCCUGUCGACGUGGAACAUCGCCAGGCAUUGGCCCGGUUCUACUCAAUAUUACCUCAGAUUCAAAGGUCACUCAAGCCGCCUCCCAUCAAAGUCGUUGAUGGUGGAAUUGAGGUCUUGCUUGAGUCGCUGGAUUUGCUGCGCCAAGGCAAGGUAUCAGGGAGCAAGCUGGUUGUCAAAUUGUGA